Nicotiana attenuata is the source of this 1359-nucleotide messenger RNA. RefSeq lists its product as uncharacterized. The record is from RefSeq and is a predicted model, not a curated record. The coding region runs from base 1 to 1359 and encodes 452 amino acids. Gene Ontology annotation, molecular function: nucleic acid binding. Gene Ontology annotation, biological process: DNA integration. NCBI's taxonomy places the organism in Eukaryota, Viridiplantae, Streptophyta, Magnoliopsida, Solanales, Solanaceae. The transcript has 4 exons.
AUGGUGGAUGAAGGCAUUGUAUUGGGGCAUAAAAUUUCAAAACAUGGCAUAGAGGUUGAUCGGGCUAAGAUCGAGAUUAUUUCCAAGCUUCCUCCACCUACUUUCAUUAAAGGUGUUCGAAGUUUCUUAGGGCAUGCCAGAUUCUAUAGGUGUUUCAUCAAGGAUUUUUCCAAGAUUGCAAAUCCUAUAUGCAAACUCCUUGAGAAAGAUGCCAAAUUUGUGUUUGACGAAAAAUGCCUCAAAGCCUUUGAGGAAUUGAAACAAAGGCUCACCGCGGCACCUAUUAUUGUCAAGGAUCGCAAGGGAACACAAAAUCAAGUAGCGGAUCAUUUAUCAAGGCUUGAAGAGGCAGGGAGGCCUAAGGGAGGUCUUGAGAUCAACGAUGCAUUCCCUGAUGAACACAUAUUGGCACUUUCUAGCACUUUUGUUCCUUGGUAUGCCGAUAUUGCCAACUAUUUGGUUAGUGACCUUAUUCCGGAUGGAUUGGAAUCCUAUCAAAAGAAGAUGUUUUUGAGAGAUUGUCGGCAAUACUACUGGCAAGAACCAUUCUUGUUCCGUGUUUGUGCUGACAACAUCAUCAGGAGGUGUGUUCCAGAAGAAGAGAUUAUGCCAAUUCUAAAGGCAUGCCACGACUCACCGGUUGGGGGUCACCAUGGGGGAAAUCGGACGGCGGUUAAGGUUGAAGCAAUUGCCUUACCAAACAACGAGGCAAGAAGUGUGAUAGCCUUCUUAAAGAAAAACAUAUUCACUCGGUUUGGCACUCCUAGAGCCAUUCUUAGUGAUGGUGGGUCUCAUUUCUUUAACAAGGCUUUCACGGGGCUACUAGAGAAAUAUGGCGUCAAGCAUAAGCUAGGUGACGCAUUGUGGUCGUACCGUACGGCAUACAAAACUCCUAUUGUCACUUCUCAUUAUCGGUUAGUAUUUGGAAAAGCUUGUCAUCUACCCGUAGAACUGGAACACAAAGCCAUGUGGGCUCUGAAGAGGUUGAACUUGGAUUGGGUUGAAGCUGCAAAUUUGAGGUUAACAAAACUCAAUGAAAUGGAGGAAUUCCAUUUCCAUGCAUAUGAAAGUCCAGUUGUGUAUAAAGAAAGGAUGAAGUUCGUCCAUGACAAAAAGAUCUUGAAGAGGGAGUUCAAACUCAAGGCUCAAAUUGUUCCCGAGCAAGCUCAAAUCAAAAUGGUCCGGUCCGUUCAAAUUGGUAAGUGUCUCUCCUUUUGGAGCUGUGGAACUAGAAUCGGAGGAUGGGCUCUGAACCUUCAAAGUGAAUGGCCAGCGAGUCAAGCAUUACUUGGGCACAGAUGGAGAAAAACAUUUGGUGGAGCAGCUGGCUCUCAAAGAUGGUCCAUGCCCGACCAAUGA